GAGGAAGGCGCUGAGGGGCGGGCGGGGGGGGGGGGGAGGAGCGGGAGCGCGGAACGGGAGCGCGCGCGCGGCGGCCGUUGCAGCGCGCGCGGCGGCCGUUGCCGCUCCGCCGGCGCUCCCGCGGCGGGGCACAAGUAUCGCGAGAGGUGCCGCGGCGCCGGCGCUAGAGGUGACCGAGGAGCGGCGGCGGCGGCGGCCCCGGGUGCUGCCCUCCUCCCCCCCCCCCCCCCCCCCCCCCGCUUGUUCCUCCUCCUCCUCUUCCUCGUCCCUCAGCGGGGCGGAGCGGCCAUGGAGAAGGCGGCGGAGGGAGGCGACGGCGAGGCCGGGAGCGCCACGGCGGGGCCGGGGCCACCGGAGGGGGGUAGCGGAGGAAACGGAGCCGGUUCGUCGUGCCCAGCCGGGGCGGUGGGGCCGCGGGGUCUGGUGCGGGUGUGCGACCUGCUGCUGAAGAAGAAGGGGAAGGCGAAGCGCAGCGGGAGGCCCGGCCGGGCGGCCAGCAGCAGCGAGAGCGGCGGCGGGGGCAGCGAGAGCAGCAACAACGGCAGCGAGGAGGAGGAGGACGAGGAGGAGGAAGAGGAGGAGGAGGAAGAAGAGGAGGUCUCCGAGAGACUUCAACGAGCCCUUUGUACUCGCUCCCGCGGGGUUGCGGAGGCCACGGGAGGAAGAUGACCCGCCUGCCCGGGGCAAGGCGCAGAAACGCGUGCCUGAAGCCGUGCCAAGGAGCGGGGCUGUUUUAGGAUGGUGCCUUUGGGCCUUGGCGGUCAACGUCCGGGUACCCCGAGGGGCCGCAGCCCUGACAGCAGCCGCCCCC
This is a messenger RNA of Oxyura jamaicensis (ruddy duck), 811 nucleotides long. RefSeq names its product ankyrin repeat domain-containing protein 17-like. The transcript has 2 exons. The record is from RefSeq and is a predicted model, not a curated record. Lineage: Eukaryota; Metazoa; Chordata; Aves; Anseriformes; Anatidae. The coding region runs from base 289 to 669 and encodes 126 amino acids.